GGCGGCGGGGGCCGGUGCUGCUCCCCCCCCCUCCCCCCGUAGCACCGCGCCGCUCCGCCCCGCAGUGACGCCCUCUGCUCAUGGGCCUGGCUGGGGGCAGCCGGCGGGCGGCGCGGAGGAGGCGGCAGGUGGCGCGCAGCGGGGCGGGAGCCGGGCCGGGCCAUGGCCGCCUCGGAGCGGCUGUGCGAGUUGUGGCUGCUGUACUACAAGCAGAAGGACCCGGGCUACCUGCGGCAGUGGCUGCAGGCCGUCGCGGGGGCCUCUGAGAACACCAUCUCCCUGUCCUCUCUGGAGCCGUGCAGGCCGGAGGAGGCGGGCGCCGAGGUGCCCCUGCUGCCCCUGGAUGCCCUGCAGGUGCUGGCCGAGCAGCUGGCGGAGGGGGGCCCGGAGGAAGUCCUGCAACUUCUCAAGGUCUUCAUCGUGCUCUGCAGGAACCUGCAGAAUGUGGAGGCGGGCUGGGGCCCGGUGCUGGUGCCCCAUGUGCUGGCACUGCUCACACAGCUGGUGACCAAGCUGAAAGAACCCGAAGUCCCGCACAACCACAACCACAACGGGGACGGGCCCCAGCCAGAGAGCGCAGCCCCUCAGGAUGGCCCCGGGUCCCCACUGGAGGACGUGGCCCUGCACGCCCUGCUUCUCUGCGAGGGUCUCUUUGACCCCUACCAGGCCUGGCGGCGCCGGCACAGCGGGGAAGUCCUCAGUGCCAAGGAGAAGAGCAAGUACAAGAUGCCCCCUGCGACUUUGCCUUGUGGAUUCAGUGCCUUCUUCUCAGAGAGCCUGCAGGAUGCCGAGCGCUUGCCCCCGGCGGUGCUGCUACGGCUCAUCCACGUCUUCGGCGCUGUCCUGGCCGGCGGAAAGGAGAACGGGCAGAGGGCUGUGAGCGCCGGUGCCGUGCAGGGCCUGCUGGGUGUGGUGCGGGGCUGGGGCUGCCGGCCGGCCGUGGACUCGGCCCGGGACCGCCGUGUACUGCCGCUGGCCCUGGAGGCGCUGGUGGGUGCUGUGCACGUGCUGCAUGCCAGCCGCGCUCCCCCCCGCGGGCCCGAACUCCGUGCCCUGCUCGAGGGUUAUUUCCGUGUCCUUAACACCGACUGGCCAGCCGGGCCGAGCCCGGGACCCGAGGAGGCCCUCGUUGCCCUGAGGGUCAGCAUGCUUGAGGCCAUCCCCAUGAUGCUGGCCUGUGAGGACCGGCCGGUGCUGCAGGCCACCUUCCUCAGCAACAACUGCUUUGAACACCUGAUGCGCCUUGUCCAGAACAGCAAGCUGUACCUGCAGGCCCGGGCAACCCCUGAGGGGGACAGUGACCUGGCUACCCGGUUACUGACCGAGCCCAAUGUCCAGAAGGUGCUGGACCAGGACGCGGACGCCAUCGCGGUCCACGUGGUCAGGGUGCUGACCUGCAUCAUGAACGGCUCCCCCUCGGCCAAGGAGGUGUUUAAGGAACGCAUCGGCUAUGCCCACCUGCACGAGGUCCUGCAGAGCCACGGCCCGCCCACCCACCGCCUGCUGCAAGAGUUGCUCAACAUGGCCGUGGAGGGCGAGCACAGCGUAAGCCCACCGCCCCCCAUCCACAACGAGCAGCCGGUGCUGGUGCUGACGCAGUGGCUGCCAACGCUGCCCACCGCCGAGCUGCGCCUCUUCCUCGCCCAACGCCUCCGGUGGCUCUGUGACAGCGGCCCCGCCAGCCGCGCCACGUGUGUGCAGGCAGGCCUGGUGGGCUGCCUGCUGGAGACGCUCAGCACAGGGCCGGCCCUGGGGGCCCCCUGCCAGGAGCAACUGCUGGCGCUGCUGCAAGCCCUGGGCCGGGUGUCGCUGAGGCCCUCGGAACUCCGCCGCCUGCUGCGGCCCCCGGACGGGCUGGAGUCGGCGCAGGACGGAGCCGCGGCCGCGUCUUGGGGCGCCCGCCACGCCGGCACAGUGAUCCGGGCGCUGUCGGGAAUGGCCCGGCACCAGGGCCCCACGCGCGCCCUGCGCUACUUUGACCUCACACCCGGCAUGGCGGGGAUCAUGGUCCCCCCCGUCCAGCGCUGGCCGGGGCCGGGGUUCACGUUCCACGCCUGGCUCUGCCUGCACCCCACGGCGACCUCGCCCGCCCCGGCCCUGGCUCGAGCGCUCCAGCGAAAGCAGCUGUACAGCUUCUUCACCAGCGGCGGCUCCGGGUUUGAGGCCUUCUUCACGGCGGCGGGGACCCUGGUGGUGGCCGUGUGCACGAGGAGGGAGUACCUGACCGUGAGCCUGCCCGAAGUGCCCUUUGCCGACUCUGCCUGGCACUGCGUGGCCGUCGUCCACAUGCCUGGGCGCCGGCCCUUCAGCCAGAGCCUGGUCCACAUCUACAAAGACGGCUCCCUGCUGAAGACGGCCCCCCUCCGCUGCCCCUCCCUCGGCGAGCCCUUCUCCUCCUGCUGCAUCGGCUCCGCUGGUCACCGCACAACCACCACCACCACGGGGCUGCCCGCACCACCUGGCGCUGCCGCCCUGGCUCACAGCCACCCCUCCCUCACCCGCUCCCAGUCAGUCCCGGCCACCGCCGGCCUCGGCUGGGGGUCUGGGCUGAUGGCCCCCCUGGAGGAGGGCAGCAUCAGCUCCACCCUUGCAGGCACCCAGGACACUCGGUGGGGUAGCCCCACAUCCCUGGAGGGAGAGCUGGGCGCCGUGGCCAUCUUCCACGAAGCCCUGCAGCCGGCCGCCCUGCGGGCCCUGUGCACCAUGGGGCCCAACGAGACAGCCCCCUUCAAGCCUGAGGGUGAGUUCCACGAACUUGGCUCCAAGCUGCUUCUCCACUACUCACCUCAGGCCUGUAAGAACAACAUCUGCCUGGACCUGUCCCCCAGCCACGGGCUGGACGGCCGCCUGACGGGCCACAGGGUGGAGACGUGGGACGUGAAGGAUGUGGUGAACUGUGUGGGAGGCAUGGCUGCCCUGCUGCCCCUGCUGGAGCGCGUGGCCACCCAGCCCCAGGAGGCCGAGGCAGGUCCGGCCGAAACGCACGACCUCGUGGGGCCCGAGCUCACAUCUGGCCACAGUGCCCAGGGCCUGGUGCUCCCUCUGGGCAAGUCCUCAGAGGAGCGGAUGGAGCGGAACACGGUCGCCGCCUUUCUGCUGAUGCUGAAGAACUUCGUGCAAGGCCACACUGUCAACCAGGAGAGCCUGGUGCAGUGCCAGGGGCCCGCCAUCAUCGGGGCCCUCCUGCGCAAGGUCCCCCCCUGGGCCAUGGACAUGAACGUGCUCAUGUCCGCCCAGCUGCUGAUGGAGCAGGUGGCCGUGGAGGGCGGCGGGCCCCUCCUCUACCUGCUGUACCAGCACCUGCUCUUCAACUUCCCCCUCUGGACGCUCAGCGACUUUGCCGUGCGCCUCGGCCACAUCCAGUACAUAUCCAGCAUCGUCCGCGAGCACAGACAGAGGCUGCGGAAGAAGUACGGGGUCCAGUUCAUUCUCGACGCCCUGCGCAUGCACUACGGCCCGCAGCGGGAGCGCCCCCUGGCGGCCGACGACCUGCGCACAAUGCAGACGGCGCUCCUGGGCCUGGCCCGGGAGUUCCUGGUGCGGAGCGCCUCCACUGAGGACUUGCAGGUGGUGCUGAACUUUCUGACCGUUGCGGGUGAUGAUAACCAGCUGGUGGGUGCCUUGGACCUGCUGCUGGCCCUGCUGCAGGCAUCGCCCUCCCAGGAGCCUCUGGCCAUCUUCCUGCUGGAGCCGAGGAACCUGGAGGUCCUGCUGGCGCUGCUGCUGCGGCCAGGGUCCCUGCCCCUGCUUCCUGACCGAGUUUGCAAGGUCCUGCGCAGGAUGCAGCAGAACGAGCGUUUGCCCGAACGCAGCCGCCAGCGUCUCCGGCUGCGAGAAUGUGGCCUCCAGGGUCUCGUCGCCUGCCUGCCUGAGGGCACUGUCGCCCCCCAGCUCUGCCAGGGCCUGUACAAACUGUUCCUGGGGACAGACUGCCUGGACCUCUCAGACCUGCUGGCUGCGGUACAGCUGUCCCUCCAGGCUGACCUCAGCGUCCGCCUGGACAUCUGUCGCCAGCUCUUCCACCUCAUCUACGGACAGCCGGAUGUCGUGCAGCUGUUGGCCCGGCAGCCCGGCUGGCAGGACGUGCUGACGCGACUGUAUGUCCUGGAAGCGGCCACGGCCGGCAGCCCCCUGCCCUGUCCCCCCGAGACACCCACCUCCCCGGAGUCAGCCCUAGCCCGGCCCCCCUCGGAGUCGCCCGAGCCUUCUGAUGUCUUCCUGCCCUCCGAGGGCCCCUGCCCCGACCCUGACGCCGUUUACCAAGCUCUCUCUCCGUUCUGCACGCCCUUCGACCUGGGCCUGGAACGGGCCAGUGUGGGCUCGGGCAACACCGCUGGCUGCGGCAGCGGGACUCUGACCCCCGCCAGCCAGCCCAGCACACCCUCCCCGCUGGAUGGGCCCCGGCCCUUCCCUGCCGCCCCGGGCCGCCACAGCUCCAGCCUCUCCAACGUGCUGGAGGACGGCAGCCUCCCGGAGCCCGCGGUCGGCGGGGAUGACGCCUCCAACAACAGCAACCCUCAGCAAACCUGCGAGGAGGAGCUGUGCAACCUGCUCACCAACGUGCUGUUCUCAGUGACGUGGCGCGGCGUGGAGGGCACUGACGAGGCCGCCUGGCGGGAGCGUGGCCAGGUCUUCUCUGUGCUCACCCAGCUGGGGGCCUCGGCCACUCUGGUGCGCCCGCCGGACUACAUCAAGCGCAGCCUCCUGGAGAUGAUGCUGGAGUCAGCCCUGACCGACAUCAGAGAGGCGCCCCCGGGCGGCCUGGCCGGCCUGGGCCAGCAGGCGCUCUGGCUGCUGCGGCUGCUGCAGGACUUCCUGUGCGCCGAGGGGCACGGGAACCAGGAGCUGUGGAGCGAGAAGCUCUUCGAGGGCGUGUGCAGCCUGCUGGACCGCCUGGGAGCGUGGCCGCACCUGGCCGACGGCACGGCCGACCUCCGCGAGAUGGCACAGAUCGGCCUGCGCCUGGUGCUGGGCUACGUCCUGCUGGAGGACCCCCAGCUGCACGCCCAGGCCUACGUGAAGCUGCACUCGCUGCUGCAGACGUCGGUGCCCAUGCGCCGCGAGGAGGCCUGCUACGUGCUGUCCAAGCUGGAGGCCGCGCUGGCCCGGGCCCUCGACACCCCCCGGGACGGGCAGCCCCCCGCCACGGUGGCCGCGGCCACCACGGAACGCUGCUCGUGGCUGGUGCCGCUGGUGCGCACGCUGCUGGACCGCGCCUACGGGCCCCUGGGGCUGCAGUGGGGGCUGCCCUCCCUGCCGCCCACCAACGGCAGCCCCACCUUCUUCGAGGACUUCCAGGACUUCUGUGCCACCCCCGAGUGGCGCCACUUCAUCGACAAGCAGGUGCAGCCCAUCAUGUCGCAGUUCGAGAUGGACACCUACGCCAAGAGCCACGACCUCAUGUCGGGCUUCUGGAACGCCUGCUACGACACCCUCAUGAGCGGCGGGCAGAGGCGCCAGCGCCAGCGGGCCCUGAGCCGCAGGGCCUUCCAGGAGCUGGUGCUGGAGCCGGUGCAGCAUCGGGCGCGCCUGGAGGGGCUGCGCUAUGGCUCGGCGCUGAAGCAGCAGGCGGCCCAGCACGCCACGGCCCUGCUGCACUGGGGCGUCCUGUGGCGGCAGCUCUCCAGCCCCUGUGGGGCCUGGGCCCUGAGGGACCCGCCCACCCCACACUGGAAGCUGUCCUGUGCAGAGACGUACUCGCGCAUGCGGCUCAAGCUAGUGCCUAACCAUCACUUCAACCCUCACCUGGAAGCCAGUGCCCUGCGUGACAACCUGGGUGAGAGUGAGGGCCCCCUGACACCCACUGAGGAGACCUCGCUGCCUCUAGCGGUGACCAAAGAGGCCAAAGUCAGCACUGUCCCUGAGGCGCUUCAGGAAGACCAGCUGGGCGAGGAUGAGCUGGCCGCUCUGGAGCUGGCGAUGGAGGCGACGGAGCUGGGUCAGCAGCAUGAGAAGCUGGUGCUGUCUGCCGAGUGCCAGCUGGUCACGGUGGUGGCCGUGGUCCCCGGGCUGCUGGAGGUCACCACGCAGCACGUGUACUUCUACGACGGCAGCGCCGAGCGUGUGGAGACCGAAGAGGGUAUCGGCCAUGACUUUCGGCGCCCGCUGGCCCAGCUGCGGGAGGUCCAUCUCCGCCGCUUCAACCUGCGCCGUUCGGCGCUGGAGCUCUUCUUCAUCGACCAGGCCAACUACUUCCUCAACUUCCCCAGCAGGGCCGGGGGAGCCCCGGCCUCGUCCCCCGCGCCCAGGCCCCAGCCCUGCCCCAGCCCGCCCCACACCCAGGUGCGGAACCAGGUGUACUCGUGGCUCCUGCGCCUGCACCCCCACUGCCAGGGCUACCUGAGCAGCCGCUCCCCCCAGGACAUGCUGCGAGCUUCGGGCCUUACCCAGAAAUGGGUACAGCGUGAGAUAUCCAACUUUGAGUACUUGAUGCAACUCAACACCAUCGCCGGGCGCACCUACAACGACUUGUCUCAGUACCCCGUGUUCCCCUGGGUCCUGCAGGACUACGUGUCCCCCAUCCUGGACCUCAGCAACCCGGCCGUCUUCCGGGACCUGUCGAAGCCCAUUGGUGUGGUGAACCCCAAGCACGCCCAGCUAGUGAGGGAGAAGUACGAGAGCUUCGAGGACCCGGCUGGCACCAUCGACAAGUUCCACUACGGCACCCACUACUCCAACGCGGCGGGCGUGAUGCACUACCUCAUCCGAGUGGAGCCCUUCACCUCCCUGCACGUCCAGCUGCAGAGUGGCCGCUUUGACUGCUCCGACCGGCAGUUCCACUCGGUGGCCGCAGCCUGGCAGGCCCGCCUGGAGAGCCCGGCCGACGUGAAGGAGCUUAUCCCAGAGUUCUUCUUCUUCCCCGACUUCCUGGAGAACCAGAACGGCUUCGACCUGGGCUGCCUCCAGCUGACCAACGAGAAGGUGGGGGACGUGGUGCUGCCCCCCUGGGCCAGCUCUCCUGAGGACUUCAUCCAGCAGCACCGCCAGGCCCUGGAGUCAGAGUACGUGUCCGCCCACCUGCACGAGUGGAUCGACCUGAUCUUCGGCUACAAGCAGCGGGGGCCAGCGGCGGAGGAGGCGCUCAACGUCUUCUACUACUGCACCUAUGAGGGGGCCGUGGACCUGGACCAUGUGGCGGACGAGCGGGAACGGAAAGCCCUGGAAGGCAUCAUCAGCAACUUUGGGCAGACUCCCUGCCAGCUGCUGAAGGAGCCACACCCGGCUCGGCUGUCGGCUGAGGAGGCAGCCCAGCGCCUGGCACGUCUGGACACUAACUCACCUAGCAUAUUCCAGCACCUGGACCAACUCAAGGCCUUCUUCGCGGAGGUCAUCAGUGACGGUGUGCCCGUGGUGCUGGCCCUGGUGCCCCACCGACAGUCCCACUCCUUCAUCAGCCAGAGCUCCCCGGACCUGCUGGUGACCGUGAGUGCCAGUGGGCUGCUGGGCACCCACAGCUGGCUGCCCUACGACCGCAACAUAAACAACUACUUCAGCUUCAGCAAAGACCCCAACAUGGGCAGCCCCAAGACGCAGCGACUGCUCAGUGGCCCUUGGGUGCCGGGCAGCGACGUGAACGGACGAGCCCUGGCGGUGGCCCCGGACGGAAAGCUGCUGUUCAGUGGCGGCCACUGGGACGGCAGCCUGCGAGUGACCUCACUCCCCCGGGGCAAGCUGCUCAGCCAGCUCCGCCAUCACCUGGACGUGGUGACCUGCCUUGCACUGGAUACCUGUGGCAUCUACCUCAUUUCAGGCUCCCGGGACACCACGUGCAUGGUGUGGCAGCUCCUGCAGCAGGGUGGUCUCUCGGUAGGGCUGGCAACAAAGCCGGUGCAGGUCUUGUAUGGGCACGAGGCUGCCGUGAGCUGCGUGGCCAUCAGCACUGAACUCGACAUGGCCGUGUCUGGAUCUGAGGACGGGACUGUGAUCAUCCACACCGUACGCCGUGGCCAGUUCGUGGCGACACUCCGGCCUCCGGGAGCCGCGCUGCCGGGCCCCGUGUCCCACCUGGCACUGGGCUCUGAGGGUCAGAUCGUGGUGCAGAGCUCAGCACGGGAGCGUCCGGGAGCCCAGGUCACCUGCUCCCUGCACCUGUACUCGGUGAACGGCCGGCUGCGGGCGUCGCGGCCUCUGAGGGAGCAACCCACCGCGCUGGCGGUGGCGGAGGACUUUGUCCUGCUGGGCACGGCCCAGUGUGCCUUGCACAUCCUGCGCCUCGACAAGCUGCUGCCCGCGGCGCCGCCCCUGCCCAUGAAGGUGCCCAUCCGCAGCGUGGCCGUGACCAAGGAGCGCAGCCACGUGCUCGUGGGCCUGGAGGACGGCAAGCUGAUCGUGGUGGGCUCGGGCCGGCCCUCCGAGGUGCGCAGCGGCCAGUUCGCGCGGAAGCUGUGGCGCUCGUCGUCGCGGCGCAUCUCGCAGGUGUCCUCCGGGGAGACCGAGUACAACCCCGCCGAGGCCCGCUGACGGCCUCCCCGCCGUCCUCCUUCCGGCCGCUGCUCAAGCUCCGCCCCCGCCGCGGGAGCCCCGACCCCAUUGGCCCGCACGCGGGGGAGGGGCGAGGCUCCGCCCCCGCCCAGCUCAGGGAUUGGCGGGGGCUCCUGGAGGCCCCGCCCCCGACCGGGAGGCCCCGCCCCCGACCGGGAGGCCCCGCCCCGCCCCGCCCCGCCCCGCCCCGGGGCCCGCACUGCACUGUUUGCACAGCCCCACUCGGGUCCGGUCCGGCGGAGCACGGCCGCGCCCCGCAGCUCUCCUCCUCUCGGCAAUAAACUCGGAC
Molecule: messenger RNA, 8770 nt
Organism: Erinaceus europaeus (western European hedgehog)
Lineage: Eukaryota; Metazoa; Chordata; Mammalia; Eulipotyphla; Erinaceidae
Gene: NBEAL2
Product: neurobeachin like 2
Exons: 54
Coding region: 163-8460 (2765 amino acids)
Biological process (GO): intracellular protein localization
Cellular component (GO): cytosol; membrane
Molecular function (GO): protein kinase binding
Source: RefSeq, a predicted model, not a curated record